Miscanthus lutarioriparius is the source of this 1593-nucleotide messenger RNA. The record is from the annotation of a GenBank genome assembly. Lineage: Eukaryota; Viridiplantae; Streptophyta; Magnoliopsida; Poales; Poaceae.
AUGGGGGUCCCUACCCCUACUCGUCCCUGCAGCUGCAGCUGCAGGCACGUCCUCCUCCUCGUGUCGCUGCAGCUGCUUCUUCUGUCGCCAUGGCAGGGCGAGACGGCAGCUCGAGCUCUCAACUUCACCAGGCAGGAUUUUCCCAGGGCCUUCGUCUUUGGGGCCGGCACAUCAGCUUAUCAGUACGAAGGGGCAACCGAUGAAGAUGGAAGGAGCCCAAGCAUAUGGGACACGUUUACUCAUGCAGGUAGGAUGCCGGACAAAAGCACUGGCGAUCUAGGGGCAGACGGCUACCACAAAUACAUGGGAGACGUGCAGUUGAUGAGUGAUACAGGCCUGGAGGCCUACCGCUUCUCCAUUUCUUGGUCCAGGCUUCUUCCAAGAGGAAGAGGACCCAUCAACCCCAAGGGUCUCCAGUAUUACAACAACCUCAUCAAUGAGCUAGUGAAACGGGGAAUUGAGAUACACGUGACCCUGUACCACCUGGAUUUCCCUCAGAUCCUGGAGGACGAGUACCAUGGCUGGCUGAGCCCCAGGGUGGUGGAGGACUUCAAGGCGUACGCGGACGUGUGCUUCCUGGAGUUCGGCGACCGGGUGAGGCACUGGACGACCAUGGACGAGCCCAACGUGAUCUCCAUCGCGGCCUACGACAGCGGCGCCUUCCCGCCGUGCCGCUGCUCCGCGCCGUUCGGGAUCAACUGCACCGCCGGCAACUCCAGCGUGGAGCCCUACAUCGUCGGCUACCACUCCAUCCUCGCGCACGCCGCCGCCGUCAGACUCUACAGAGAGAAAUACCAGGCGACGCAGAAGGGCGUCGUCGGCAUGAAUGUCUACAGCUAUUGGAACUACCCGUUCUCGUCCAGCCCCGCUGACGUCGAGGCGACGCAGAGAUCAUUCGACUUCAUGAUUGGCUGGAUCGUAAACCCCUUGGUGUAUGGAGACUACCCUGAAGUGAUGAAGAGGAUAAUCGGGUCCCGGCUUCCCAAAUUCACCAAAGAACAGUCUGAGAUGAUCCGUGGGACGGCUGAUUUCCUUGGCAUAAACCACUACACCUCAGUGUACGUCAGUGAUCGAUCCAACACAGCAGACACCACGGGUCCCCGGGACUACAAUGCUGAUCUGGCCGCUACCUUCAGAUUUUCUCGCGAUGAUCCAGCCACUGGCCAGUUUAUCCCAAUCAACAUGCCAAGCGAUCCACAGGGCCUGCAAUUUAUGCUUGAGCAUCUCACCCAAACCUACAACAACAUUCCUGUCUACGUGCAAGAAAAUGGCUUUGGGGCGUUCUUCAAUGAUUCCAUUCAUGACCAUGAGAGAGCGGAGUACUUGAGUGACUACAUUGGCAGUGCACUCGCUGCACUCAGGAAUGGAGCCAAUGUGAAGGGAUACUUCGUUUGGUCAUUCCUGGAUGUAUUUGAGCUGCUGGCAGGCUACAUUUCGCGAUUCGGCCUCUAUCAUGUUGAUUUUCAGGACCCGGAGCUGCCAAGAGUACCAAAACUCUCCGCCCAGUGGUACGGCAAAUUCUUGAGGGGUGAAAUCGGAACAAACAUAGAGAACGUUAUCAGUACUGAUGCACGCUCACAUGCUGAACAAUGA